AUGUCUCGUAUGAGUGUCCCGCCGAAGGUCGGGCAGCGCCCCGGCAUUGCCGUGGAGAAGACGACCAAUCCAAAGGUUUUUUUUGAUAUCAGCAUUGAUAACAAGGCAGCUGGGCGCCUUGUCAUGGAGCUGUACGCCGACACGGUUCCCAAGACGGCGGAGAAUUUCCGGGCUCUCUGCACGGGAGAGAAAGGCAAAGGUCGCAGCGGCAAGCCCCUGCAUUACAAGAACAGCGUGUUUCACCGGGUGAUCCCGAACUUCAUGAUCCAAGGCGGCGACUUUACCCGGGGAAAUGGCACAGGCGGUGAAUCUAUCUAUGGCACCACCUUCCGGGAUGAGUCGUUCUCUGGGAAGGCCGGCCGGCACACUGGGCUGGGGUGUCUGUCCAUGGCCAACGCAGGUCCCAAUACGAACGGGUCACAGUUUUUCAUUUGCACUGCUGCAACCCCGUGGCUCGACGGCAAGCAUGUUGUCUUUGGUCGUGUCAUCGAUGGUCUUGACGUUGUGAAGAAAGUUGAGCGACUGGGAUCGUCUUCCGGAAAGACGCGCAGUCGCAUCAUGGUGUCCGACUGCGGUGAGUUUGCGGCGGAUAAAUCGAAGGAUCAGCGGGAACACCAGCAGCAACAGCAGCCAGCAAAGGCAUCUGCGGACAAGAAGGCCGUUGUGAAGAAGAAGUCGCUCGUGUCUUCGCCAGCCGUCGAGGGGCAGAAGGCUCUCUCUGCAAAGAAAGAGACACCACCUCAUGUGGCUGCACCGAAUGAGACAAAGAAGCGCAUGCGCGAGGUGGACGAGGACGAGGCGCGGCUGGCUCGACUUCGUGAGAAAAAGGCAAAGUUGGCCGCCCUGCGCUCCAGCGCUGUGGGGAACGAAUAA
Messenger RNA from Leishmania mexicana MHOM/GT/2001/U1103, 873 nucleotides. RefSeq names its product putative cyclophilin. The record is from RefSeq and is a predicted model, not a curated record. The coding region runs from base 1 to 873 and encodes 290 amino acids. NCBI's taxonomy places the organism in Eukaryota, Euglenozoa, Kinetoplastea, Trypanosomatida, Trypanosomatidae. Gene Ontology annotation, molecular function: peptidyl-prolyl cis-trans isomerase activity. The transcript has a single exon. Gene Ontology annotation, biological process: protein peptidyl-prolyl isomerization; protein folding.